AAAAACUAUACCAAUGUAAAAUAAUCAACAUGUGUAACUUCAAUAAGAAAUGACUCCCACUCCAAGCGAGGGAUCAAUACCAUAGGCGGUUUAUCCAUCAAUACAGAAUCAAUAGAUCUAAGUUGGAUAACCAAUUUCAUAAGUAAUUCCAGCCUAAUAGAUGAUGCACCCAGGUCCUUAUUAGCAAUAGCCCUAUUCUUAGGCUGAUUUGCCAAUUUAUAACCCACAACCAAUUCAAAUAGGUAAGAUAGUUGUAUAUUGUAGUUUAACCCAUAUAUUCCAAAUACCCAAGCAUCAUAACUUGUGUGUACUGCUAAAGACAGGUGCAAACCGUUGUGAAUUACGAAGCAGGCACUGGAACUUACUUGGUUGGAGGGAUAUUGGCAGCUGUUGGAUUGUGGUUAGGGUAUGUAUAAAUUUAAAAUUAAAAGUUGCUGUUUAAUACCGUGCUUCAUUUAAGAUUGCAAGGAUGCCGUUCACUUUUGUCCUUCAUGUCAGGCCAACGUGGGAAAGAAGAGAUUUAUUUUUGAUUGAUUAAAAUAUGUAUUAUGGAAUGUGUAGAU
Molecule: messenger RNA, 563 nt
Organism: Paramecium octaurelia
Lineage: Eukaryota; Ciliophora; Oligohymenophorea; Peniculida; Parameciidae
Source: the annotation of a GenBank genome assembly